Messenger RNA from Schistocerca serialis cubense, 5272 nucleotides. RefSeq names its product myoneurin-like. The record is from RefSeq and is a predicted model, not a curated record. Gene Ontology annotation, cellular component: nucleus. Lineage: Eukaryota; Metazoa; Arthropoda; Insecta; Orthoptera; Acrididae. The transcript has 6 exons. Bases 978 to 2546 code for a protein of 522 amino acids. Gene Ontology annotation, biological process: regulation of transcription by RNA polymerase II. Gene Ontology annotation, molecular function: protein binding.
UGUACGUGGCUCGUUUAUGGCAUGAGCACAGACGUGAAGUACAUACACCACAGAUAACAGAGCAUUUCCAACUUACAGACAUGUAUGUCUAUGGUCAAUUAUGUCUUGUAUGGAGCCCUCUAUGACAUCAUUAAUAUUAGCCAAUCAGCAACCGCGAUGCCUGCCUGCCCCCAAAUCCAUCUAAUGAGAUCACUGGAUUUUUUACAUCGUUGGCUCGUCACAAAAAAAUUGUUGCUGAUCAAUAAUCUCGUCGUAAACAGUUAAGAAACACAAGUCAUGUAUGUGUUGUUAUAGAUGUUUGAAGAAUUGUGUGUGACGAAAAUAAAACAUACGUCCAAUGAAACGUUAAUUUUCGUUUAGUAAUUGAAGUAGUAAAUAUCAAACAACUCGCAUCCAUAAAAUGUAUUAUUAGACCAACAUGUGGAAUAUGUUGGCCAACACUCGAAAUUAAAGUAGCGGAGACAGUGUGCAGCACGAUGUAGUUCUUUUCUAGCAGAAAGUCACAUGGGCUGAGCUAAGUGGUGAGGAACGGAAAAUAGAUGCAGUGCUUCAAUAGCCAUGUUAGAAUGCUAUGAAAUCAGAGUGAGACCUUCAUGAUGUAUUUAAAUGAAGCCAAAGACCUGCUGAUAUACAACACUGGAAGUGUAAACAGAGCAGGAGGAGGAGCAUUCAGUGAAUUCAAGAGUAAAAAUCUUAUCUACUGCUCUGAUAAAAAUUCCAAGAGAGCAGCCUGUGACAGUAUGCCAGAUGGUUUGUUGUUGGGUUCCACAAUCACAGGCUGGAGAUUUUGGAGUUUCCACUUGCAUGUCACAGCAUUGCACCUGGUGUGACCGGUUCUUAUCCUGUUCAGUGUUGUCACUUCUCUUCUGAUCAAACCCAGUAGACUGGCAGAUGGAUCUUGAACACCUUGAUGUUGUUAUGUUGCCGCAUUUCGUCUCUUGUACCACUCUUCUUUAAGGUUUUGUUUCAUCUAAAGCAUGGGCAGCAGUCACUUGCAUGUAGUUUGGGACAAUCAUAUCUCCAAUUUGCAAACAGUUCUCUACGAAUUCUACAAUCGUCAUAGCUUAGCUGACGUCACAAUAUCAUGCAAGGAUGGUACUUUAAAAGCACACAAAAUAAUUUUAUCUGCCUGCAGCCCGUACUUUGAGACUGUUUUUCAGGAAAACCCGUGUGAACAUCCUGUUGUUAUACUAAAAGAAAUAUCAUGUUAUGAGAUGCAAAUAUUACUUCAGCUUAUGUACCGUGGGUCCACUGAUGUUCCAGAAGAAGAUAUUUCUGAUAUCAUACAAACAGCAAAUGAACUUAAGGUAAAGGGAUUUGUUCAAGCUGCAGUGAAGAAUGUUACAGAAGACACAGACAGACUAGAAAAUGAUUCUGGAAUGGAUCAGCAUAAUUCAUCUACCAUGUUGCCCACUAAUGAUGAUCAUGAGUAUCAGGAUGAAUCUGACUUACAUGUUCUGAAAGACACAAGACAGAAUGGAGAAAAUUAUGGUUUAGAGGAUGAUGUGGAAGGCAGCAAUAGGCUUGUGGACACAAAUGACCAGGUUGACAACUCUACAAGUGAGGUGGAUCAGGAAAUAAUGGUAUCUUCACCAUAUUCAGUGGCAGAACUGAAAUGUAAAUCCAUGAAGCGCCAUCGGAGGAAAAAUGGUUUGAAAACUCGCAGAAAGGCUGUAGAGUUUCAAGAUUCUCUGUCAUGGAGUUCAGAAGAUGAAAAGAUGCUUUGUGAUAGACAAAGAUCGAGACUGCCAAGCAAAAAUGAUGACUCUACUUUAAAUGCUUUAAAUGAUGUUGAUACUUCAUUGCAACCACAGUCAAAUUUUACUGAUAAAUCAGCUAUGAAAGAAUUGCGCUGUAAAUCUGUUGAUGACAAAUUUAUUCAUACAAUCCCUGAGAUCCAAAUAAAAGAAGAACAGCUAGGCGCAGUGGAUUAUAGAGUGAUGUCAAUACACAGUGAUACAAGGAAUUAUAAGGAUACCUAUAAGGUGAAACAGAGUGUUUGUGACAAUCCUGUCAGUACCUAUCUCUCAUGCAGUGAUAUUUCUGAUGUUUCAACAUUAAUAAGGAGAAGUGAGAUUGCAGCAAAGCCACAUGAAUGUGAAUACUGUGGUUUAUCAUUCAGUCGUGCAUCUCACCUUGCCAGACAUCGCCGUGUCCAUACUGGAGAAAGACCAUUUAUUUGUGUUUUGUGCCAACGAAAGUUUACUCGUCAAGAUAAACUUAGGCUGCAUGUGAUGAAAUACCAUGCUUUGGAUAUAAAAGAUAGGAAAUAUCAGAGUUACAUAUUAACACAAAAGGUUUCCAGUGGUGCAAAUAAUGCAGUAACAGAAGAUGAACUGCGAGAAGUAGGAAGGGGAGAGUCAUCACUUCCAUUUGGAGAUACCAGCUAUUUAUCAUCACUUUCAUUUGGACAGCAGAAACAUACUGACUCAACAGUCAGUGCAGCAGAAACUUUGGACUCAAAUACAGAUGAACUGUUAUAUUCUGUAAGACAACUUGGGGAGUGUACUAUCCAGGCAGUGUCUAAACAGGAAGUUAAUUCUUAAUGCAUACUGUACUCUGAACUUUUCAUGUAUUAAAUGUGAAUGUGACAGUUAAUACCAAAGAUGAUAGUGAUAGUGAAAGAUGUGAUUUUCUUUUCAUUUGGUCAUGGUUUAUUUAUUUUUUUAAUUUUAUUUGGCCUUUGGCAGUGUAACACUAUUUAGGCAUGUGGUUAUGGUUUGUCUUUAUUUCCUUUUUACUGCUUCAUUAUUAGCUUUGUGUGUGUGUGUGUGUGUGUGUGUGUGUGUGUGUGUGUGUGUGUCCCGAGACUGUCCAUUUAUCAGUACACUGAACUCAAAUUUUGGAGGAGUGGAGUCAAAUUCCCAUCUUACCAUCUAGCUGUAAGUUCUGCAUGAUUCCAUUGUUCCAUCUUAGCUUGUAUCCCAUCUCUAAUGAUCUCAUCAUCUUCAACCUGUUAUACCUUAGCCUUCUUUCCUUCUGCUUGUAUCUGCUCUGUAAUGCUUUUUCCAUGAAGUAUUGUGACAAGAGGAGGUAUCAAAAACUAAAGGAAGUUAAUGAAGGUUUCGCAGAAGAUGUGUAAUCAAUACAUACAGGAAUGUAAACAAUUUGGCAGUGUAUGAAAUAUGGUGGUGGUUUUAAAAAUGAAAAGUGAUUUAGAUAAGGAAAACAUGGACACUCACAGGUGCCAUCAGCUCUAGUUGCAUUGAUGGACUUUUAGAGAGAAAGUCUGCAGACCAUUAGAAAGUUAGCAAUUUAAGCAGUAGCCUCAGUGCUGUGACUGGUGAAACAGAUGCCAUUAUUAGUAGUUUAUUUUUAUUGUGUAUUUUAUAAAUCUUGGGUUAUGAUAUGUUUUCACAUACUAAGCAUUGUUCCCAUGCAGAUUCAGUGAUUAUAACUCAUACAAGGGUUACCCCCCCCCCCCCCUCCCCCCACCUAAAAAAUGAAAAAAAUAGGAACUAGUUUUUACAAGUUAUAUAUUUUCAAAUUACUUACAAAACAACCUUCUCCCCUUCAAAAUACUCCUCUCCAUUACAACUAAUAGAUUUGUCCUACCGAUCCUUCCUCUAUCCAAAACAUUUUUGUAGUAAUCUUUAGAAAUGGCUGGCAGCUCCUCUCUGGUUUUUUCUUGACUUCUUCAGUGUUAGCAAAUUGGUGUCCUCCCAUCCCCUUUUAAUGUGUGGAAAUAAGAAAAAGUCGCACAGAGCCAGGUAAGGCGAGUAACGUGCAUAUGGGGUCUUUUUUGAUGAACCAUAACACCAUGACUCAUUACCAGUAAUGACCUUUGACAGAAAAUCUGAAUCAGUUUCAAGCUGUUGUUUCCAAGCAUGACAUGUUUCAACUCUACAUUUGUUUUGAUUGCCAGUCAGAAUCUAAGGAAUUAACUUGGCAGCGACCUUUUUCAUUCCCAAAUCUUCCAUUAAAAUGGGCUGAACCGACCUCCGAAAUAGCCCACUAAUCUCUGACAGUUGGUCAUUGUCUGUCGAUGGUCUGUGAGCACAAGCUCUUGAACUUUUUUAAUGUUUCUGGUGAUUUGGGCAGUUGACGGACGUCCAGAAUGAGGUUUGUCAUCAAUCAACAUGUUGCCAUUUAUAAAUUGAGCAACCACUUUUACACUUGAGUUUUCAGUAGCCUCAUUUUGGUAAGCUGUUUCCUACAAUAAAACAGUUUCAGCAGCAUUUUGACCGAGUAGAAAAAAAAUUUCACAGCUGCGUGUUGUUCACUUAAACUUGCCAUUAUAAAAAAUGAAACAAGAAUGAAACAGUGUUAGCAAAAACAAUCACUGCAGGUGAACAGAACAAGCGAGGUUGACAACACGGGGGCACUGAACUGGCAAUGAGUUGCACAAUACACACCUAGUGGCAGAAAUACAUUCUACACAAGCUCCACUAGUCUGUUUUUUGGGUACCCCCAAGUAUGUCAAGAAACCCUUCUGGCCAGCACAGUCAGUUAAUAUUUUUCUAUUACCAACCAGCAUGGCCUUGUCACUUCCUUCUUAUACGGGUAGCCUAACGGGCACAAGUGUAGCAGGCAGUCUGUGUGUUGGAUAAUACAACUGUAAAACAGUGUGUCUGAACCACCUGCUGGGAAAUUGUACCUCUACAAAUUGGUUUUAUAUCACUUGCAUAUUUGCAUUUACAUUCUUUUAGCAGAUGAUGCUCUCUCAAAAUUGUCAUCUGUCAGCAGUUUUCAAGUAGGGGUAAAAUUUUAGUUCUCCAGUUCAUUAUUUCAUUUUGUCAAGAACCAUUCUUCCUUUGUUCCCUUCAUUGAUUUCAUGUUACUCAGGGUAUAAGAAUAGUCUCAUGUAUUCAGACUGAAAAGUGUCCACGAAAUUUCACAGUAACUGUACAAAACGGUCUGCAUUGCGUUUCUGAUAUAAUCUUUGCUUCAUCCAAGUACUGUACCUCUGCAUCAUAACAUUAAAGUAAGACAUUUGCUAUGACACAAAACUAUUGUGCCUUGGAAAGCUUAGGUAUUAUGUCUGCUAAGGUGUACUCUUUUCUUUCUUACUUAUAAGGAAACUAUAAUUUGUUAAUAUGCCAUAGUUAAACAUAACAUAAACUGCAAAUUGAUAUAUUGUAACUUUUGAGAAAAAUACUACUAAUUUAGUAUUGUCUUAUUCAUUUGUGUUACUUCUUUAUAAAAGAUACUCAUUUCUUUAAGGCAUAUAAAGGUUUGUCUUGCUGUGUUUUAAUGUUGACUUUUGUAAAUUGUGGAUUCCUUUCCUUGGAUUCUAGAUGAAUGUUUUACACUAAUAAAUUAACUGCAAAAG